GAAGCCGCUCCGCCUGUUUCCGCGCUGCGGACCUACAAACCUGCUGCAGUGAGCCCUUUACCCGCCGGUACACAACGAGAACUGGCUCUGCGACGACAAAACAUUGGGUUUCACCUGAAUUUACAGUUCUGCGACGUAUUCGGUGACACUGCGUUUGGGAAGACGAAGACAGACCGACUGACAGGAUGGGAAAUGAAGCAAGUUACCCCUUGGAGAUGUGCUCACACUUCGAUGCUGAUGAGAUUAAGAGACUAGGAAAGAGGUUUAAGAAACUCGACCUAGAUAAUUCGGGCUCUCUUAGUGUGGAGGAGUUCAUGUCCUUGCCUGAGCUUCAGCAGAAUCCGCUGGUCCAACGAGUUAUUGAUAUAUUUGACACCGAUGGAAAUGGCGAGGUGGAUUUCAAAGAGUUUAUUGAAGGAGUCUCUCAGUUCAGUGUCAAAGGUGACAAAGAACAGAAACUUCGCUUUGCUUUCCGGAUUUACGACAUGGAUAAAGAUGGCUAUAUUUCAAACGGAGAACUCUUCCAGGUGUUGAAAAUGAUGGUGGGAAACAACCUAAAGGACACACAGCUGCAGCAGAUCGUUGACAAGACCAUCAUUAAUGCAGACAAGGACGGAGAUGGCAGGAUAUCCUUUGAGGAGUUUUGUGUGGUGGUCGGAGGUUUAGACAUACAUAAAAAGAUGGUGGUGGACGUGUAAAUGGACAGACAGCCUCUUCUCCAGCCUCGUCUCUAUUUUUUGGCCUCUGUAAUUCUUUGCUUUCUUCUCCAUGAUCUGAGAAUUGGCUCACAGUGCGUAAGAUAAUAUGCUCCCCUUUGCUGUUCUUGAUUUCUUGUUAACUUUUCUGUAUUUUCAACAAAAGUAUUUUGUUUUGUGACCACACCCCCCUUCGAUAAACUUACAAAUCUCAAGAUGCCAAUCAUCUUAAGUGUUAUUAAGCAUGAUCUUUUUUCCUAUUAGUAACUGGUGGGAUCGACAAAGAAUCGUCUUUUGGACACUGAGUAAGCAUUUCGGUUUGGUGGAGAAGGGGGAAUGUGUGUAUGUAUAUCAGUGUGUGCGCAUGUGUGAUGUACUGUUUGUUUCUUUUUCAUUUUUGAAGGGGGGGGGGGGGGCAGACUAUUUUUUUUAUAUUUAUUUUGGUCUUGUCUUUUUUUUUUAAAUGAGGAUGCAAGGUGUACAGGGGCAACACUCAGUUGGUUAUAUUUGUUUCAUCACAACCUGCAAAUAGAGCAUGAAGUGCCAAUGAAAAGUAAAAAUGUGAUUAAUACCUACAGUUAACUAUUUACAAAUCUGAGGAUUAAUAUUGGCUUUGCACAGAAUCUACCAACAGGUUAACAGUCAUACUAAUCAAUUUCCUGCAACAGUUUUUUUAUUCUAGUUUAGUUUCAGAUGUGUAUGAAAUAUUAACAUAGUGUUUUGUUAUGAGAGAUAUGUGUGUGAGUGCACUGUUUAUAUCGUCAGGGUGUUAAAAUAUAGACAUUGCUUUCAUUGCCUAAAAUCCAGUGGAAUUAAAUACAACUUUAUGGUAUACUUACAUAUGUAUUUAUUUAUGUAUGGUCUACUCCAUACAUGCAAGCUAAUGAAUUAUGCUAAUAAUUUAAUUAUCUUACGCAUAGAUAUUAAGUCUAAUGGACAAAGUAAUAGUGAGCCAGUGUGAUUAGGAUGAAGCUGCUUAUCGAACAUAUCCUUUAAUAUCCUAAACCAAAGUAAUUUUCAGAUUUUCUAAAAAUGGACGAAGAUUCUCAAACCAGUAAUCCUAGCGUCUGCAUACCCUUAAUCAGCUCUGGUGUUUAUACAUAUAAAUCUUUGCAUAACGGCGUCAGACUACUAUUAUGUAAAAUAAUAGCCUGUGCAUACUACUAAAAGAUGCCAGAACACAGAAAUACUUAAAACAUCUGGUCAAAUUUUUUUUUUUCCGCUGUAUCCAAUUAAUUUUUGACAGUUGUCUUAAAUAUUCAUCCUUCCUCAGUUGUGUUAGAAAUUAUUAAGACCUUAUGGCUAAUCUACAGAUUUAGCAGUGAUCAAACGUCAAAGUGUCAAAUAAUUCCUUAAAACCUUAACAUUGCAUCACAACACAUCCUGUUUAAACACACCACUAUAGAAUGGACAAUUUCUGAGUGUAUGUUGCAUUUAACAUUUUAAAGGAGAUAAUACAUAUUGUAGAAUGUUCACUUAACAUUCAUAAAUGAGCGAUGUGGCGGUUCAGCACAGACUGUCACACCAAACCCAAAUUAAAUUGAAUUUUCCAACCUGCCUGCAGGCAGCUCCGUUUAGUAAUUCCUAUUUGUAUAUUAAAACUGAAAAGGAAUAUGACUGAAGGAUGGACUAUAGGUGUGAGUUUGAGCUGUUAGCAUUUCAUACCCAGUGUAAUUUCCUUUAUUACAGCACGAUAAGCAGAUGUUCAUUUACACAACUUUUGAUUGCUAAGAUUUUACUUUCCUCAUCAAUUUAAAUAUUUUUGACUUCAUGUCGUCGUUGUCUGUUGAAAUAAUAAGACGCUCUAAAUGACUGUUUAAAAACAAUGCUGGUGUUGCUGUAGAGACCUUUGCUAGAAUGGCAUAUUAAUUUACUACAAAAAUCCUAAGUAGACAGGAAAACCAUCUUUUUCCACAUCCCACUCAGUUAAUGAAUCAAAUAUUUAGCAACUUCAGUCAUAAAUUACUACACAAAAACUUUUGUUUCCACCCCACCCCUCUUCAUUCUCAAUUUAGUCAUUUCCAAUUCAUGAUUGUAACUCCGCUGCUGCUUGCACUACCUCUAUUCUGGCCAAGGAGAGCCACAGACCAUUACAUGCUCAGUCGCCAGCCGCUUCCUAUCACCUGCCAGUGUUUGGUUUCCAAACAAUGCUCCAUGUGACUCAGCCUCAUUCAUCCCCUUCUCCCCAACUUGCACAGGUACACAGACCAGUCCUGGAUAUAGCAUAUGUCGCAGUGGCAUCAAUAAGAGACCUCUCAGGUUGAGGCUCUGCUUACAUUUCAACUGUGAUGUGUUAGACGGCUGCACUGCCUGAACACCCAAAAUGUUCAGAUUAUAAUUUUUAAAAAUCUACAAGGUUUCUACAGACAAUUGGUUAGCAUUGCCGUUUGCUCUGCCUUUUUUUUACUUUAUCCAAGAUGCCCUAGUAUUUUAGGUGCUUUGCUGUGAUAUAUCACUUCUCUCUACCCUCACUCUUCAACAUCUGCUAUGCUCUAAACCAUGUGCUGCAUGACAACUCUUCCUAUGUUUUUUUUUUUUUUUCUUUAAAAAAAAAAUUAUAAAAAAAAAAGAAAAAUGAUGGUCCUGUGAUGUGCUUUGCAUGAAAUGGGCGAGUGUCUUUUUUUCUUUCUCUAUUAUUAUUGUUUCUUUUAAUUGUGCAUGUAGGUCUGACUUCCAGGAUAAAAAUACAAUCCUCUUGUUUACAUAAAGAAUUAUAUGAAUGACAGUUGCAUAUAAAUAUAUGGAUGUUGCCAAAUUUUUUGGUAAAUGUUUUAAAUAUGAAAUGAGAAACAUACUCCAAUACAUCAUGUAUCCAUAGCUCUAUAAUAUUACAAAAUGAAUAAUCUGAAUCGGUGUCACAUACAGCAAAGUUUCAGUUCAGCCCUCUAAAAGCAAUGUGUUGCUGAAAGAGGGUUUUUGGUUUCUUUUUGUUUUGUUUCUGAUUUUGUUUCAUUGUUUUGUACAGACUUUUGUUAUUUACAUGUAGUACGAGUUGUGCUGUUGCUUUUGAUUUAGUGCUUUGUAUAACUUAAAUUGGGGGUUGGAUGGUUUGUUACCUUGUAUAAUAAAUAUAUUGGUGUGAUGGUGGUGGGUUUUGGGAAAUGAAAAUUGUUUUAGAAUUUGUUUUUGUUUAGGCCUCUUCAUCUCUGCAUGCUGCGUCAUAUGCUGUGGGAACCAUUGAGAUGUCACUCAUGAUAAAAAAUAAAAUAUUUACACUUGUAAACAA
This is a messenger RNA of Trichomycterus rosablanca, 3921 nucleotides long. RefSeq names its product protein phosphatase 3 (formerly 2B), regulatory s1ubunit B, alpha isoform, b (gene ppp3r1b). Gene Ontology annotation, molecular function: calcium ion binding; calcium-dependent protein serine/threonine phosphatase regulator activity; phosphatase binding. Gene Ontology annotation, cellular component: calcineurin complex. The record is from RefSeq and is a predicted model, not a curated record. NCBI's taxonomy places the organism in Eukaryota, Metazoa, Chordata, Actinopteri, Siluriformes, Trichomycteridae. The transcript has 6 exons. The coding region runs from base 186 to 698 and encodes 170 amino acids. Gene Ontology annotation, biological process: protein dephosphorylation; calcineurin-mediated signaling.